Molecule: messenger RNA, 818 nt
Organism: Syzygium oleosum
Lineage: Eukaryota; Viridiplantae; Streptophyta; Magnoliopsida; Myrtales; Myrtaceae
Product: dormancy-associated protein 2-like
Exons: 3
Coding region: 174-635 (153 amino acids)
Source: RefSeq, a predicted model, not a curated record
UCUCGUUAACAGCCAACCACAUUUUGUGGGGUUUCAAUCAAGAACGCUCCCAUUUGCAAAGUGCUUCCAUAUCUUCUCGUGCCUAUAAAUAAGCUUGGAAGGAGCAUUCCCUUCUCAUCAAACACAUACCUAUUUCAGAGAUCUUCACUUGUUUUUUAGGGAAAGAAGGAAAGAUGAGUUCAAGAGUUUUGAUGUUACUGGGUCUUUUGGUUGCUUGUGUUCUUCUCAUUUCCUCGGAGGUGUCUGCCAGAGAAUUGGCUGAGACUACUUCCAAGGAAGAAGAUGCGACAUCCACCGCAACCACGGAGACAAAUGAUGUAAAUGAUGCCAAGUACGGGGGAUACGGGGGAGGCCCGGGAGGCGGGUACGGAGGGGGCCCAGGCGGCGGGUACGGAGGGGGGCCUGGCGGCAGCUAUGGAGGGGGCCCGGGGGGCGGGUACGGAGGGGGCCCUGGCGGCGGGUACGGAGGAGGCCCGGGCCGCGGUGGCUAUGGCGGCGGCCGUGGAGGUUAUGGAGGGUCCUGCCCCUACGGUUGCUGUGGCAGCGGAGAAGGAUACUACGGUAGAGGUUGCAGGUGCUGCACUUAUGCUGGUGAGGCUGCUGAGACCAAGCCAGAAGUGAAGCCUCAGAACUAAAACAACAACAACAACAACGCCUGGCACUGCCUAUGCAAUCGGUGUUGCAUUAGCUAAAGAUGGAGAAAAUGCAUCGUAUUAUGAUGUGGUGCAAUAUGAGUGAGCUAUGUAGUGCAUAUGAAUAAAAGUGUGAUUCUUGUAUGGAGUGUAUUCAAUCAAAUAAAUAAAGUGGGUUUGUGUUGA